This is a messenger RNA of Mangifera indica (mango), 1624 nucleotides long. Its product is annotated as endoglucanase 2-like. Gene Ontology annotation, molecular function: hydrolase activity, hydrolyzing O-glycosyl compounds. Lineage: Eukaryota; Viridiplantae; Streptophyta; Magnoliopsida; Sapindales; Anacardiaceae. The transcript is spliced from 5 exons. The coding region runs from base 1 to 1536 and encodes 511 amino acids. Gene Ontology annotation, biological process: carbohydrate metabolic process. The record is from RefSeq and is a predicted model, not a curated record.
AUGGCCUCUCAAAAGUGCUGCCGCUUCUGUUUUGCGGUAUUGUUAGUGACCGCUGCAGUCACGGUUGGAAUUUAUUACGCUAAAAAAACCUCUGACAAUGACACUGUGGAUACCAAGUACGGUGAUGCCCUCAAAGUGGCAAUGCAAUUCUUUGACGUUCAAAAAUCGGGCAAGCUGGUGAAUAACAAGAUAAAAUGGAGAGGGGAUUCGGGGCUUAAAGAUGGAAAUGAUGUCAACUUGGAUCUGUCGCAAGGCAUGUAUGAUGCAGGGGAUGCAGUCAAAUUCGGUUUUCCCAUGGCGUUUACCGCUACUGUGUUGUCGUGGUCCAUCCUUGAGCGUGGAUCUCGGAUGAGUGCCACCGGUUUGGAUGUGUUGAAGCAGGCUCAAGACUCUCUCAAGUGGAUUACCGACUUCCUUGUCAAUUCUCAUCCUUCUCAGAAUACGCUCUAUGUUCAGGUUGGUGAUGCUGAUAAGGACCAUAAAUGUUGGCGACGGCCCGAAAGCAUAAACGACAAGAAACCACUCUCUCAGGUCAACAAAACUUCUCCUGGAUCAGAUGUUGCUGCUGAGACUGCAGCAGCAUUGGCUGCAGCAUCUAUAGUGUUCAAGAACACUGACUCCACAUAUUCAUCCAACCUUCUCAAGCAUGCUAAACAAUUGUUUGCUUUUGCCGACAAAUACAGAGGAACUUACAGUACCAGCGUUCCCCAAGCCCAGAAAUACUACAAUUCAACAGGAUAUGGGGACGAGCUUUUAUGGGCAUCUAGCUGGCUCUAUCAUGCCACAAAGGAAAGAAAAUAUCUCCAAUAUGUGACUGGCGAAACCGCAAAUGACUAUGCUAAUUGGGGAAAUCCGAGCUGGUUUAGUUGGGACAACAAGCUCCCAGGAAUCCAGGUUUUAUUAUCCAGGGUGUGCUUCUUUGGUGGAGAGGAGGGCUCGGAUACUCAACUUGAGAUGUAUAAGGAAACAGCUGAGAUUGUCAUGUGCGGUCUUCUACCAGACUCCCCAACAGCCACAGAUAGUAGAACAAGAAGUGGUCUUAUAUGGGUGAGUGAAUGGAAUGCACUACAACAUCCUGUUGCGUCUGCAUUUUUGGCUACUCUAUAUAGUGACUACAUGGAAACAUCAGAUAAUACUGAGCUAACAUGUGAAGGAAAAACUUUCAAACCACAAGAUCUUCGGGACUUUGCCAAACUACAGGCUGAUUAUGUUUUAGGUGACAAUCCCAACUCGAUGAGCUAUGUUGUUGGUUAUGGGAAGAAUUUCCCAAAAUAUGUGCACCAUAGAGGGGCAUCAAUCCCCGCUGAUGCAAACACUGGUUGCUCCGAUGGGUUCAAGUGGCUCGAGUCAACUCAACCCAAUCCAAAUGAAGCUGCUGGAGCACUUGUGGGUGGACCUUUUCUCAACGAAACAUAUAUUGAUGAUCGUAACAACUCAAUGCAAGGGGAACCAACCACAUAUAAUACUGCUCUUCUUGUUGGUCUUCUCUCAAGUCUCGUCACUUCCUCUCAGUCUGUAGACAAAUCUUUCCCUUAAAUUAAUUAGUCUUUCAAUUGCUUGGCUCAGAGUUUAUUUAUCUUGUAAUAAACAAUUUUAAUUAAAUUGUUCAAACAAUUAUGAAUUC